AACCCACAGUUUGGGCUUGGAGUCGAUUGCAUUCGGGGGGGCGCGCAUUUGUCUAGUCAACUAGUUUCAACUUUGUUUCACUGUCGAAAUAUUCGCUUAGUGACUUGAAAAAUGGUGACCAUUCUGGACAAAUUGGACCCGGAGCUGUUCCGGACCUACGCCUUCUGGAGCGUGGUUCUGGUGCUGAAGAUGCUGCUCAUGAGUGCGCUCACAUCGCUCACUCGAAUCCGGAAGAAGGUUUUUGCCAAUCCUGAAGACGCCGCCACCGUGAGCCGGAAGUUGCAACCUGUCUUCAACGACCCAGAUGUAGAACGUGUUCGUCGAGCCCACCGAAACGAUUUGGAAAACAUCUUGCCCUACUUCCUGGUCAGCUUCCUGUACCUGCUGACCGGACCGAGUGUGGCUUUUGCUGCAAAUCUAAUAAGGGCGGCAGCUCUGGGUCGGAUCCUCCAUUCGUUGGUCUACGCCGUGGUCGUGAUCCCGCAGCCGGCUCGAUUCCUGAGCUUUGCCCUAACGAUGGGUAUCACCAUCUACAUGGGCCUGCAGUGUGUGGCGUACUAUUUGUAAGCGUUGAAAGGAUAUUUUUGUAAGGGGGAUUGAAGUAAAGAACAAUAAAAAAAAAAUUAAAAAGCGGGUUGUAAUGAUACAGUGAUGGGUACUGUAAUGAUGUAUCAAAAUUCAAAUGUAAGAAAAUUCGCGAUGCCAGGUAAAAUCUUUAACGUUUUUAAGUAAGGAGAAAAUGUAGGUAUGC
Messenger RNA from Uranotaenia lowii, 751 nucleotides. RefSeq names its product microsomal glutathione S-transferase 1-like. Gene Ontology annotation, cellular component: membrane. The record is from RefSeq and is a predicted model, not a curated record. Bases 112 to 567 code for a protein of 151 amino acids. The transcript is spliced from 3 exons. Lineage: Eukaryota; Metazoa; Arthropoda; Insecta; Diptera; Culicidae.